CGACAGUCUUAAUUUAUGGAGAAAUGGUAGCACAGCAGUAAAGCUGGUUUCGCACUGCCGGUAAUUUUUUACGUAAUUUGGUCUCCAACACCAGGAAAAAAAUGAGACCUAUCAUGUUUCUUCUUUUUCUUGGUGUAAGCUGCACCAGGUCUGUUCCUUUGACCAACCUGCCGGAAAUUGUCUUGGGUUUGUAUGAGGCCAUACCAGAAAGUGAGGACAGCCAUUUUGACGAAUUAACCCACAUAUUCCAUCUAGCGGUAGCGGUUAACGAAAGAGAUCGUAGUUUAGCUGGAUUUCAUAAACAAGGCGACAGUUUUCGUCAGUACUUUAUAUCUGCCGACCAUCUCUACUCUGCAUAUAUUCCCUUCAAACUUGACGGAAAGCAAAAUAAAACAAUCAACGGCAGAGUUGUUGAGUACGAAUUUACUGCUGAGGGCGAUAACCAUGGAGCAACUAUUCGAGCAGCAUUCCGCGAAAUUAACGGCAGUCGAAAAUUUGAUGUGGUGGCCAUUUUCGACAGCAACGGUUACAAUGCUACAUACACCCGAGGAGAAUCCGUAGCCAGACGUAGCUACCGUCGCAUUUUGCCUGGAUAUGUUUUCGGCGCUUUCGAGCCGGAUCUCAGUCAAAGCUCUCCCAAUAUUAUCGACUUUUACAACAAUCUUUUUUCUCCUCCCAAAGGAUUCAGUUGGUCUAAGGACAGCAAAUUUCACCUGGAACGCUUCGACGACAAAUUCUGCGAGACGGCCAUCGUGGAUCCCAUGUCCACUUUGUACUACAAAACAGAGUUCCAUCUAAACCGGAAACAAACUGUAACUCACGGCAAUCAAACAGUCGAGUCUAAACACGAAAUUAUGAACAGCACACCCAACAGCACUACCGUGAGAAUUACAACCAAGUCAGCAAAGGGCACCUUUGUUAACACGUGUGUCCACGACCGCGCGGGAUUUACUUGCACUAUAGUGACUGAUAAAGGCGAAGUGAAAAGUCGAUACAGCCGGGUUAUGCCUUGGUUCUUCUACGGGAAAUUCGAAGAGGUUCCUGCGAUGACCGAAAACUACGAAAAAUUCCUCGAAGACGGCAGUAAGCACACGGAUUUCAUCUGUCCAGGCCAACAUUUAUGGGUUAUGGUUGGUUUCCUGUACUUGAGUGCUUUCUUCGAGGUUGCCCUUUGACAAUCAUCCGCACACUCUGGACAUGUACCGCACGGGUGAUCAUUAUGGCGCUCGCAAAACCUACAAGAACGGAACGAAAAUGGAUUUUGAAUUUAAACUAGAUAGCCCCGAGGAAUUUCAGAUUGGAAACAACACAUAUAAGUUUAGCGUUACCGCCCAUAAACGGCGAAAAAAUGACGUUAUUCUCGAAACCAGCGUGAAACUUGCCGGCACCGACAAGAAAUAUAUCGUUGAGGAAAUCGCUGCUCCUGAUGGAAUCUAUGUGAAAUAUAUACGAGGCAAUGUGGUUGCCAAGAAGUUUAUGCGCCGGCUUGUCUCUAAAACCGCAACUGGGACUUUCGAGAGCGAUGACCUCAACGAAGAAUUCAAGGCGUUUGCUAACCAUAUAGGCGCUCCGGAAAUGGCCAGAAAAGUGCCCAUGGAAUUCUCUCAAGCAAAAGACGGCACUUUCGUUCAAAAAAUUACGCACGAAGGAGAUCCGGUACACGAAAGUCAAAUAACAUUCGGCAAGCCCGAGGAACUAACUGUCCAUGGAAAAAAGCUCGAGCAAACAUGGUUUUAUUACGAGAUGGACAACACCCCGAUUCUGCAUGGCAAGAUCAACCAGACUGACAACGCUCAUAAUUAUUACGAAAUCACGGGCGUCUUCCGGUCAGAUGGAUUUACCGCUACUUUUAUCUACGACAAUAAGUCCAAAGUUGCUCGACGAAAUUUUGUCCGCAAAGGAGCAGCUGUUCCUUUCCAACCUAUCCAUCAAAAAUAAAGUUAAAACCAAAAGUAAUCUGUAUUACUUUUAUAAAAAGCCGUGGUUAAAUUUACUUACUGCGGUUAAUUAAACACUGUUAAUGCUUG
This is a messenger RNA of Paramacrobiotus metropolitanus, 2027 nucleotides long. RefSeq lists its product as uncharacterized. The transcript has 11 exons. NCBI's taxonomy places the organism in Eukaryota, Metazoa, Tardigrada, Eutardigrada, Parachela, Macrobiotidae. The record is from RefSeq and is a predicted model, not a curated record. Bases 102 to 1175 code for a protein of 357 amino acids.